Messenger RNA from Linepithema humile (Argentine ant), 1454 nucleotides. NCBI's taxonomy places the organism in Eukaryota, Metazoa, Arthropoda, Insecta, Hymenoptera, Formicidae. The record is from RefSeq and is a predicted model, not a curated record.
AGAGAUCAAAAGAAGCUUUGAACAGAAGAAGAAGAUUCGUUAACGCGAUUUCCUAUAAAGAAUAUCAGUGGCCACAAUCAAUAACUUAUACUAUUUGAACAAUAAUUCUAAUCAACAUGUUUAUUAUCAAAAUAUAUUCUUAGAAAAACCUUAAAAUUUGAAGUGUACUUGAGAUACAUUAGAAAGAGACGAACAAUUAUAAUGGAAGACAAAAAUUUGUCUGAAAAAAAAGUAGAGAGUGUCCCUAAUGAAAUCUCAGAAAAUAAACAGAAUAUGUCUAAAAAAGCAAUAUCUUUAUAUAGUGACAGUUACACUCAAACACGACUUCAGUCGAAUAUCUUUAACUACACAUGGAUAAUAGAAGGCUUUGAUAAUAUUUUUAAGACUUGCAGUGUAUUAAUCUCUCCACCAUUUCCAGAAAUAGCUCAAUAUCAGAUUAAAGUAAAAUUCGAGAAAAUCGAGAAUUCUGAAAUACAAUUUUACAUCGUCACUGAACAAAAAUUUACAGGCUCAUGUUCUAUUUUGUUAGAAGAUUUAUCAGCGAUGUCAUGCGAAACGCUAAACGACACAAAAUCGUUUAUGAUCUUUGAAGAGAAGGAUAAUUACAUAAAUGCACAUCGCUUAGAUGAUCUAAGCUCUAUUCCGAAACAAAUUAAAAUAAAGUGCGUAUUAGAAGUUUUCCAGAAAAUUCUAAGCGAUAGUAUCCACACGCCGUUAUCUUCCACAAAUCUAAAGAUCGAAAACUCUUCUCCCAUCCGCGAUAGCAAUUCUAAGGAAGAUACAAAAUUGAUCAAAUUUAUGAUAAGUGGAAUAAGUUACAGUGUAUCCAAACAUAUAUUAUAUACUACAAAAAGUAACUUUUUUAAAACUUUUUUACAAAAUAUACAAAUAAAAAAUGAAAUAAAAAUAGAAGAAUUUCAGUCAAAUUAUUUUAAGACUGUAUUAACAUAUAUACAAACUGGUUUAGUACAAUUUCCGGAAGAACAUAUGACUUAUAGCGAAUUAUUAAAAAAUGCUUAUAAAUAUGACGUACAAAAUCUUAAAUUGAUAUGUGAGCAAUAUUUGCUACGUGAGGUUACAUAUCAAACUGCUGUAGAAUUUAUGAAACUUGCGUUGAUAUGUGAUGCAAAAUUGUUAGCAGAAUAUGCAGCAAGUGUCAUCAAAUUUUAUUAUGAGAAAAUUGCAUAUACUAAAGAGUUUCAACUUUUACAGCAAGAAUACUCCGACAAGAUAAAUGAAUUGAUUGAAAAAAGUAAAAUACUUCAAACUUCUGAGGACUUUUUAUAAUCUUAUCAAUCUUAAUCAUAAAUGAAAAAAUGUAUGAUAAUUAUUUAAAAAAAUUUUUUCCACAAGUAUGAAUGCAGCAUUAUAUGUAUUCGCGUGCAGUUAUAAUUUUAUUUUACUUACUUAGUGCUACGAUAUAAAAAUUAUAACUUUUAAUUUUCUUAUGUAGG